Aspergillus homomorphus CBS 101889 is the source of this 1792-nucleotide messenger RNA. RefSeq lists its product as uncharacterized. The record is from RefSeq and is a predicted model, not a curated record. The transcript is spliced from 2 exons. The coding region runs from base 1 to 1761 and encodes 586 amino acids. NCBI's taxonomy places the organism in Eukaryota, Fungi, Ascomycota, Eurotiomycetes, Eurotiales, Aspergillaceae.
AUGCUCCCACGCUCGUUUCUGGCAUUCCCCCUCACUCUGUUAUUCCUUGUGCUGAGCGUGUGCCGCGAAUUUGAGGCGGCGGAUGAUUCGGAUUUGCGGGUUUAUCGAACGUUACCACAACAUCGCAUCCCCAAAUGGAACUGCACUCAUUAUCAUCGUGAUGCCACUGCCCCCGGUUACUGGUUUGUGGCCCCCUACUGGGUGACGGUAGGAGAACCCUACACCACCCGAUGGAUGCCGUAUCAGAUCGGUCCCUACAUCUUCGACCAGGAUGGUGAAUUGGUGUGGACCGGAGCCGAGUACACUGACAACCAGAACGCCUUCGACUUGCGCGUGGUAGCCAAUGUCCCAGGCAAGCCUCAGCUCUCGCUGAUGGUGCAGACCGGUCUGGGCGUCGACCUCGAGCACGCCAACGGUACUGUCCUUGACCACCAGUACCGCGAGCUGGCCAGUACCCCCGUCUUUGACAAGCACGAGUUCUACGUCUACGCCCCCCACAAAGCCCUGGCCAUCCACCAGUGGCCCAAGGUCGUCGAUCUGGCCGACUUCGGCCUUCCCGGUAUCUCGCGCGAGAUCAAAUUCCAAGGCUUCCGUGAUGUCGACUACACGACUGGCCAUGUCUUCUUCGAAUGGAACUCCGAGGGCCAGAUCCCGCUGCACGAGUCCCGCAUCGACAUCACGGUCGGAAAUCCUCCUCACGGCGCCGAUUACAUCCACUGCAAUGCGGUCGAGAAGACGAAAGAUGGAAAUUAUCUGAUGUCGUGUCGCCACUCGAGCACCAUCUACCUCAUCUCCGGACGGGAUGGCAGCAUACUCUGGCGAUUGGGGGGCAAGGGGAACAAUUUUCAGGUCGUCUUCGAGUUCUCGUGGCAGCACGAUGCCCGCAUCAUCCUCCAAACACCGGAGCGCAUGGUGAUGUCCUUCUUGGACAAUGCGGCGGACGAGUUGACCAACGACAAGCCCAUCUCCUCGGCCAUGAUCGUCGAACUGGACCUGGUCAAUUACGAAGCAAAACUGCUGAACCAGUACUUCCGACCGGAUGGCGAUCUAACGCGACGUCGCGGCAGCACACAGCUCCUGCCCAACAACAAUGUAUUUGUCUCGUGGAGUGACUAUGGCUAUAUCAGCGAGUUUGACCACGAUGGCCGCCUGUUGACGGAGGCCCGCUUCGCCAGCGACCGGUUCGGCAACUACCGCGCCUACAAAUACCCCUGGUCGGCUCAGCCCGCAGAACCCCCGACGAUGGUCGCCUCGGUGGUAGGGAUCAACGGGUCCGAGUUGUUGAGUGAAUUCCAUGUGAGUUGGAACGGCGCGACCGAGGUGAAGUUCUGGCGGUUUUGGGCUCGGGCCGCAGCAGACGGCGAGAACGUCCUCAUCGCCACCGUGCCCAAGACCGGUUUCGAGACCAGCUUCAUCGCCCGCGGAUACAUGGAUUGGGUGUCCGCUGAGGCCCUCGAUCGAGGCCAAGCCAGCUUGGGCAUCUCGCCGGUCGUGCGCAGCAGUCCGCCCAGUUACUGGGCCCCCGGCGCGGACUGGCCUCAGCCCGACGAUCCUCAAGCCCUUCUCUUCCCUCCUUCCCCCGAAACCCAAAGUUGGUCGCCCUCCUUUGUCGUGGUCUUUGCCGCGGCGCUGGCGCUGAGUACGCUGUGUUGGCUGUCGUUGGCCCUCUUUCCUGUCGUUCGUCGUCGCCUGGUGACGGGGAAUGCUCAAGUCCGCAGGGGACAAGAGGAGCCCUUGCUGCGCCCUGGAGGUUCUGUUUGAAAUACUUAAUACUAUUCGCAAUACGAAGCAU